AUGUCGCGAACUCAGGAAAUCUCGACGUUGUCGGUGGAUGAGACACCGUCUAUCCAUCUCAAAUUCAGAACAGCCAUCCGUGGGGAGGAAGUCUCGAAUGCCUUCGGAGCAGAUGAGGAAAUCAGCCGAGAGACUGCUCUAACGGCACUGACUGCGGCAGAGGAACGGAAGUUGAUCCGCAAAGUCGACUGGCGAUUGCUACCUCUUCUGUCAAUGCUAUAUUUGAUGAAGAAGAUUGAUGAGAACAAUGCCUCCAAUGCCCGCAUCAUGAACAAGGGGACGAGUGAAAACAUACUGACACAACUUGGAAUCACCUCCGACCAAUUCGGCAUGAUUACCAUCCUGUAUACCGUCCCUUACAUUUUAGCAGAGAUUCCGUCAAACUUGGUCUUGAAGAGAAUUAGUCCUUCCCGGUGGCAGUCAAGAAUUAUGAUAACCUGGGGCCUUAUCACGGCUUGCACCUCGGCAGUGACCAACCUCGCGGGGCUCUACACCGUGCGUUUCUUACUUGGACUGGCAGAGGCAGGGAUGUUUCCCGCUAUCAUCCUCCAGCUCACCUACUGGUAUCGUCCUGAUGAGAUAGCCGUCAGGCUCGUCUGGAUCUUUACUGUCGGAAAUGUCGCAGGUAUAAUUGGAGGAAUUCUUGCAUACGCUUUCCACCUCGUCUCGGGAGCUUACGACAUUUCUGGUUGGCAAUGGCUAUUCAUAGUAGAGGGAGCUCUGACCAUCGUGCUUGCGUUUGUGGUCUGGUUCUUCCUGCCUGAUUUUCCCGCGACGACUAAAUGGUUGUCACCGACAGAAAAGGCUUUCCUACAAGCACGACUACCUCAAAACUCUCCAAGGGCUGUCGAAAAGAAUUUCGUCUUCAAGGAGAUUCUCACAACGCUUCGCGACAAGAGACUGUGGCUUUUCACGCUCAGCUGGGCUCUCAUGACUACCGGAAGUAGUGGCGUCAAGUUCUACCAGCCAACCAUCAUUUCCAACAUGGGUUUUAGUGGUAUUGCUACUGCCCAGAUUCUCAACAUACCCAUGUCAGUCGUUACGAUUGCCCUCCUUCUGGGCUCCGGAUGGGCGUCCAACAAAGCAAGAAUUCCGAUCCCUCUAUUUCCGAUCGCCAGUUGCGUCAUCACUGUGGCUUGCUAUUCCGUUUUGGUUGCCUAUCCUCACGACAUCGGUGUCUACAUUGCUAUGAUUAUUGGUAAUGCAUUCUCUAUCGCCUGGUUUCCUAUGAUGUGGUCGUGGCGUUCUCAAACUGUGAACGGAGCAACGGGUUCUGCAUUCGCUAUCGGUUUCGUGAACAGUUAUGGACAGAUUGGUGAUGCUAUUGGGCCGCAGAUGUUCCAGGAUGUCUAUGAACCGCGCUAUCAGCUGCCAUUUGGGCUCGCGAUGGGACUCGUAAGCCUUUGCGGGGUGACCAAUGGCUAUACCUGGUGGGUUACGCGUCAAACGGAGAGAGAUACGAGGAGACACAAGCUUGCCAGACUGCAAGCAAAGCUUCAAAACCAGGCCGUUCUCGACGACGUGACUGAUAGUGAUUUGAAGAGAGACGCAGCUUGA
Molecule: messenger RNA, 1557 nt
Organism: Colletotrichum siamense
Lineage: Eukaryota; Fungi; Ascomycota; Sordariomycetes; Glomerellales; Glomerellaceae
Gene: prlL-15
Product: MFS transporter prlL
Exons: 10
Coding region: 1-1557 (518 amino acids)
Biological process (GO): transmembrane transport
Cellular component (GO): membrane
Molecular function (GO): transmembrane transporter activity
Source: RefSeq, a predicted model, not a curated record